AAUUAGGAGAGAGACCAAAACAAAAGUUUUGGGGAAUAACUUUUUUUUGUCUUUUUUCGAGGCGCACCAAAAGGACGUUAACGUCGCUCUCUCCGACGCAGGGAGACAACUCUUCUCCGGACCCUGUCCUUGCUUACCGGAGGGCGAUGGGGGCCGCGCCGGGCUCGGGCUGGGAGGAGGGAGAGUUCGAGUUCAAGUUGGUGUUCGAGGAGGACCCGCUGUCGCGCCAGAGCCAGGGGCCAUCCCCGGUGCGCGUAGCCGAGCCGGAGAGCUCCGUUCCCGGGGAGGAGAGCGAGUGCGCCCCGCUGCACCUGGAGUCCUCCAGCAGCACCAGCCUGGUUACAGACAACCACCACUCAAUCAGCAUCCCCAGCACGCCACCGUCGGCCAAUCAGCGGGCCGGGAUGCAUUCCCCGCCUCCGCGGAGGGCCCCCGCCAGAGAGUUCAGUGGGACCUAUGAGAGCCUGCCGGCGCGCUCUGUACAGGUUUCAGAGUCCCGUGUGGUCGAGUGUCCAAGCAUUCAGAUAACCACCAUCUCCCCUGAAGACGACCUAGCGCCAACCAUUUCCAGUUACUGGGAGAUGGGUGGCGGGGGUGGGUGGGAUCGCGAGCGCCUCUACCUCCCCCUGCUGGACCCCUUCACCUACCGCGACAGAUGCCCCAGCUCCCUCAGCCCCAGCCCCGGCUCCAGCCCUUCCUCCCGCGGCUGGCUCAGCCCCGCCUCCAGCUGCGACUCCCUGCUGGUGGAGGAGGAGGACCUGAACGAGGCCACAGUCAAUUUCGGGCUCUCGCCGUCCUCGAGGCCCACUUCUCCCGGGGGUAAAAAACGUAGAAACUCCCCCCUGGUCUCCCCCUGUACUUCACGGAGGGGCAGUUACUCUGAAGAACUGCAGGGAUGUAACCUCGAGGGCAGAGACUCCGCCCCUCAGUCGCAAGCGCCGCCCAGCAGCUGCGAGCUCAGCAUCCCACAGAAAACCAGGAAGACGUCAUUGGAACAGUUGUCAUCCAGGGAGGUGGAUCAGGAACAGGCUCCAGGCCACAGCUCCCCCUGCCCGCUGCCAGAGACCCAGCAGACCAGGAGAGAGCCUCCUUCGCUGGGCAUGGACUACCUCUCUGUGCCUCCCGCUCUCGCCUGGGGCCGGACCCGAGCCAGCGCCCACAGCCCUCUAUUCAGGUCGAAUGCCCUGCCGCCACUCGACUGGCCGCUGCCGUCCCAGUUUGACCAGUACGAGCUGCGUAUCGAGGUGCAGCCCCGUCCGCACCACAGAGCCCACUACGAGACGGAGGGGAGCAGGGGAGCUGUCAAGGCCACACCAAACGGACAUCCUAUCGUCAAGCUGUGUGGAUACACUGAGAGGAAGCCGCUCUCCCUUCAAGUUUACGUUGGAACGGCUGACGACCGAUCAAUCAGGCCGCAUCCUUUCUAUCAGAUACACAGGGUGACAGGAAAGAUGGUGGGCACUGCCAGUCACGAGAGCGUCCAGGCGGGGACCAAACUGCUCGACAUCCCCCUCAACCCCGAGAACAACAUGACUGCACUCAUCGACUGUGCUGGCAUCCUGAAGCUGAGGAACUCGGACAUUGAGCUGAGGAAAGGAGAGACGGACGUUGGGAGGAAGAACACGCGCGUCCGCUUGGUGUUUCGUACCCACCUCCCUCUAGCGCCCCCUGCAGCCCAGCCUGGUCGAGUCCUGGCCCUGCAGGUGGCCUCCCUGGCCAUCGAAUGCUCCCAACGUUCGGCUCAGGAGCUGCCCGUCAUCGAGUCCGUCAGUCUGACCUCCUGCUCUGUGGAGGGAGGAGAGGAGCUUCUGCUGAGCGGCUCGAACUUCCUGCCAAUCUCCAGGGUCCUUUUCAUUGAGCGAGGGACAGAUGGUAAACUGCAGUGGGAGGAGGAGGCUCAUGUCGACCGUGACAACAGCAAUGAGUGUUUAUUGUGCGUGAGGGUCCCCGCCUACAGCGACCUGUCCGUCAGUCGGCCGACGUCGGUGAGUCUGUACGUCUCCAACGGGAAGAGGAAAAGGAGCAGCACUCACUGCUUCAAGUAUCUCCCCGUGAUGUUCAAAGAGGAGGACACGCUGCUGUCCCGGCCCUCUGUGCUGCCUCUGGAUCAGGGGACCGUGUGUCCCGUAGGGGUUCAACCCAGCAUGGACGUGGGCUUCCCCGUGAGAGGCGACCCCAUGGCUGACGAUCAAGGCCUGGGCUUCCACCUGCCCCCCUACCCCUCCGCCUACUCCCCUCCCUGCCCCACCAUGGGUUACCACGAGGAGUACUGCUCCAAACCCGACGCCACGGCGAAGGAGCCCCGGGCGGCCCUCUCCGAGCGUCACCCCAGCUUCGAGAACCUGGAGCUGGGCUUCACCGAGCUCCUUCCCCCCUUGUACCCCCGCGGCCCGCAGCCUCCCUCCCCCUCCCCAUCCCCGUGGCUGGACUCACCCUACCUUUCCUCCUCGCCCUCUCCCUCCCACUCCUCCUCUCUCAGCCCGUUUCCUGCCGGCAGUCCCAUCUCGACCUCCCCUCUGCCUCCCAUCCCCACCUCCCCUUACCCCCAGUACUCUGCUUAUCCUCAGGAUGCGUGUCCCUCUCCUCCCUCCAACCCCAGCCCAUAUCAGGACAUGUACCCGGCACCCUACUCCCACUACGAGGGCUGGGACCCCCAGGGAAGGCUGCUCGGGAUGGGACAUGGGGGAGAUAGGGAUGCCAAGAUCCAGGAGUGCCCCCUGGAGUUUACCAGCUCUUCUAUGCACCACAUUACAUUUGAAGAAGUGACGGAGUAUAUCGGGGAGGAUAUCCAGUCUUUCCAGUCGGCCUCGCACAUGGACAACCAGCCAAACUGAGCUCAGAGCGGCUCAUUGAUAAUCAUCAGCAUCAUUUUAAAAAUCUAUUACGCACUUUGGUAUUCGGAUCCAUCGCAUCCAGUUCCGUGUGAUGUCGGCAGAGCGGUUUGAUUACCAGAAGACUGUUGUAAAAAUGACCACAGGUAACUCUUUGACGUGGUUUUUAUAA
Molecule: messenger RNA, 3003 nt
Organism: Cyclopterus lumpus (lumpfish)
Lineage: Eukaryota; Metazoa; Chordata; Actinopteri; Perciformes; Cyclopteridae
Gene: nfatc4
Product: nuclear factor of activated T cells 4
Exons: 13
Coding region: 147-2834 (895 amino acids)
Biological process (GO): cytokine production; calcineurin-NFAT signaling cascade; regulation of transcription by RNA polymerase II
Cellular component (GO): transcription regulator complex
Molecular function (GO): transcription factor binding; DNA-binding transcription factor activity, RNA polymerase II-specific; RNA polymerase II cis-regulatory region sequence-specific DNA binding
Source: RefSeq, a predicted model, not a curated record